AUGGGUUACAUACCACCUCCUGACGGUGACAAGGACACAAAGGCGUCAAAAAACAAGUCACAUCCAGUGAAUCCCAUAAAGACGUCUUCAUCAUCAUCAGAUUCCACAACCAUUACAAUACAGAGUCCUAUAUUUCCUCGCAAUCCAAGUGUUGGUUUAAUAUGGGGUCCACUAAUGCCUGCGUCUGACAACAGACCUGCCCUAUGCACAAUGAUUGGCUUACAGUUUUUUCUAGGAGUGGGUCUAUUUAGGUAUGCAAGAAGACAAUUAAGCUUACCACAAAGAGGUAGAGGAACCGUACUUAAACUGAUACUUGCAGUAGCCAGUGGAGGCUCCUUAAUAUUUGGCUGCGGUCUCGAAAUAUCUCGUUUGAUUUUACCUUACGAUCCGUGGUAUGAAGAGGCCAAACGCUACCGCGAAUUAGCUAUAAAAAAUGGAGAAACCCCAAGCUUGUGGUUUGGAGCAUACAAUUAUUAUCGACCGAUGAACGUGAAAAGUUGGAGCGAUAAACUAGGCACCUGGUUUGAAAAUGUAGAGAAAGAAAUGAAUAGUGGCGAGUCUCAAAUUGAAAAACCUUCAGGAAUAUUGCACAGGCUAGAUAAAAAAAAAUUUAGUGAAGUAUAUGCCAAAUUAAGAGAAAAUAACAAUACAAGAUUCAAAGAGCUCCUAUCUGAAUUGCAAGGAGUAGAUGAACUCAACAAAGCGGAAAGGUUGGAUUUGAUCCUAGAGGGGAAAAGCAAUUAUAUUAACCUGGAAUUUAACAAACCUGGUAUUCAAUUAGGUACACACAACAUGGACUCGGAUGAGGACUUUGAAAUGGUUUGGCUUAAUUUCGAACCUUGGGAUGAGCUAAAACUAGAGACUGACUACGAUAUCAGAUUGAUUCCAAGAUACGCCUCCCCCGAGCAAGAAGAGUAA
Lodderomyces oxycetoniae is the source of this 918-nucleotide messenger RNA. RefSeq lists its product as uncharacterized. The record is from RefSeq and is a predicted model, not a curated record. Gene Ontology annotation, cellular component: mitochondrial inner membrane. Lineage: Eukaryota; Fungi; Ascomycota; Pichiomycetes; Serinales; Debaryomycetaceae. The transcript has a single exon. Bases 1 to 918 code for a protein of 305 amino acids.